AUGGAGAGAAACACAGAGUUGAGGGGGCCGAGUAAGCCAGAAGACAGGGCCAGAAGUUACUCUGGUGUUGUUUCUCAUGGUGAUGGGAAUAGAGAUGGUGGUCAAGCUGAUGGAUUUCGGGUGCCAAAAUACCAUCAAGGUAAGGGGAAAGGCAGGAUGCAUGAUGACUAUGGUCCUAAACGGUCUAAGGGUGGUGAUCGUGGCAAUAAUAGAUCCCAGAAUCAUCGUAACAAUAAUGGGAUAGAGGAUGCUCGUAGUGGUCGAUAUCAGGGGGAGCAUUCUCGAAGUUUUGAUUAUGAAAGGCAUCGUUCUCACUCUCAAGUGCGAAGGACUCAUGGUGAUGGUGAAGACAAAGCUUUGAAUAACGACGCUCAGCAAGAAGAAGGCGAGAUCGAGAGCUCAAAGGAUAGCCAACAUGAGAUGGAGAAACCUCAGUCUCCCUUAACAGGGAGUUCACAGCCUGUUCCUAUACAAGUGGAACCAGCUCAUCGCGAGGAGGAUUUGGAUGGUGAGAAAGAUCUUCUGGCCGGGGAAGUCCCGAAUUUUAGUGCUCAUGGUAUGGAGCUUGAAGGUAAUCUCUUUGUUGUUGAGGGGGAAGAGACGCUUCAGGGAUCAGAGGAUGAUUUCCAAGACCUCACGGAUGAUGAGGGGAAGGAGAUACUCAAGGAAAGUGAUCAGGAGGCAGGGAAUGUUGGGAAUACGGUGAUGGAGGGGGAGGUUCCUAUGAAUAUGGAGAAGGCGGAGGAGAGGGAUUUAAAGGCUGGCGAUGUUGUUAAAAAGGAUGGAGCGCGUAGGCCUGUGUUUAAUACUGGUCCAGGAGGUGUAGCUAGCAAGAAGUUUGCUCAGGUUAUCCUUUCACCAAGGAAACACACACUUGUUAAGCAAGGAAUAAAGGGGAGGAUCUCGUGUAGCAGUGGUUGGCAAGUUAUUCUCAUGUUAGUAUUAUUUUGGAGACACAGGUGGUUAUCACAAAAUUUUGAGAAUGGGCUAAAGGUUAAAUUCUGGCUGCGAUAUUGGCCAUUACAGUUUGAUGGAAAUUUGGAAUCCACGAUAGUGGUUUCUUGGUAUUUUAGGAUUGGUUUUAUGGAAUUCGGAGAUGUGGUAGUUACAUGGGGAUAUGUUAUGUUGCUGCAACCUUCAGUGAGAAAUAAUAUUCAUCCCCUCUUUCUUGACUAUUUUUGUUAUUUGGGAAUCAGGAGUAUAUGUUUUCAGGUGCUAUUUUCUCCAGUCUGUGAUCAGUUGAGGGUUCCUUUGCAACCGGUUAAUUACCAGGAGCGAGGGUAUAAUAGCUUGUGGGAUCCUUUAUUGUGGAUAGGACUUCGUCCUCUGUGUAAAGCACCGACUUGUACACUUCCUAGUAUUAAUGGGUUUCAUCUGUGUUUAGUUAUCUUAACUAAAGGUUGGCAUAUAUUAUGGUGUCAGUGUUUUGUGCAGGUCCUUUGGUGGUCUUUCAUAAUGCAAUACCAGCAAACUCAGAGUUUGGGACUCUUACUCCAAAGGGGGCGUAUCAAUGGAAGUUUUGGGGGCAAGAAUAUUGGUUUAAUGAUUUUCAUUGGGUUAUUAUUGAAGAAUGGCAAAGGGGACAUGAGGCGAUGGAAAGGAAAAAUAUGGAAGUAUAUGUGUAUUAGGGAGAGAAUUUCAUUUCUUUAUUCACAUUGGCACAUCCGUAGUUUUUUUGUUGUCUUGGAAGAGGUGGAAAAUUCAGGAGGAUCAUGUACGUCUUAUUAG
Eruca vesicaria subsp. sativa (arugula) is the source of this 1728-nucleotide messenger RNA. NCBI's taxonomy places the organism in Eukaryota, Viridiplantae, Streptophyta, Magnoliopsida, Brassicales, Brassicaceae. The record is from the annotation of a GenBank genome assembly.